UUGAGGUACUUAGUAUGAAUUAUUAACUUCUUAUAUUUAUGAUUGAAUGUAACCUAAUUAUAAGUUAGAAUAAUUCUCUUUAUAUUUUUUUCAAUGUGUAAAUAUGGAACAACAAUGGCCAGCUUUUAUGUGAACACCUGCAUGUACAACAAUGUAAGAAAAGGUAUUGGAAUUUCUAAAGCACACCUGCAACAAUCUUGGCUGAGCAUGCCAUAAGGUUCAUUUUUAAUUUCUUAUAGAUGCAGUAUAAUUGCCUGAAUAAAUCGUAUUGCACUCCUUUACUGAUUAUUGCGUCACAGUUUUCGUUUGCAUUGUUGUAUUAGUAUAUAUUGCCGUCAACAAUCGACUUUCGUCAAUGUGAAGAGAACUGAGCUUGUAGAAGUGUGUCGUAGAAGAGAAACUUUUGUGCUGUUAAAAGUCUUUUACAAUAACCAAAUCAUUAAUAAAUCUGUGAUACUAUCCACCACGUUCUCUGUUUUAUAUCUGAAUCAAGGUCUCUUCCUCGUGAACAAAUUUUGAGGAGAUGGAGGUUAGGCGAGAAAGCGGCUGUCCUGAGCAAGAUGGCGUCAGGUGCACGUGCACCGAAGAAUCGGUCCGUCUGAAUGAGCUGAGGGAGGAGAACCUCUUGUGUGACGCGGUGUUGAGGUUGGAGGACGGCGGCGUCUUUCGAGUCCACAGAGUGAUUCUGUCGAUGUUCAGCGAUUAUUUCAGGACCCUAUUCACCACAACACUGCACGCCAGUGAGGAGACUGAUAUUCUCCUCCAUGGAGUCAGAUCAGACGCGUUGAAGCAGAUACUGAAUUAUGUUUAUUUGCGGGAGAUAAACAUCCACUCCGACAACGCGUGUCAGCUGUUCGUGACGGCUAAGUACUUGUGUGUACCAGGCGUUGUUAAGCUAUGCGGAGACUUCCUCAAGGUGGCGAUGGACGCCGACAACUGCACCGGCAUCAUGCAGUUCGCAAGGUUUCACUUCUGCCCCGAACUUGACACUCACGCUCUUCGCUUCCUUCUGUACCACUUCGUGGAAGUGUCUCAUCAGAACGAAGACCUGCUGGAACUGCCUGCAGAGGAGCUGCAAGCAAUAAUCGGGUCAGAGGAACUGAACGUGAAGUACGAGAAAGAUGUGUGGGAAUGCGUUCUCCGGUGGAUUAACCACGACCCGGACAGCAGGAAAGAUCACAUCGUGGGCCUUUUAAAGGGCGUCAGACUAGGACUCCUUGACGCAAAGUAUUUCCUUCAGAAGAUAUCAAAUCACGCGUACGUGACGGAGAAUGAGGGGUGCGGACCCUUGAUCUUGGAGACGCACGCGUUCCUACGCGACGUGCAAAUGUUGACGAAGGAAGAAAACGCUGACAAGGAAUUCGUGACACCAAGGAUUGCCUACCCGCGAAUCCCACAGGAUAUUCUUUUUGCUAUUGGUGGGCGUUGUGACGGAAGGCCAACAGAUGUGAUCGAAGCUUACGACGCACGAGCAGAUCGGUGGAGUGUGGUGGAGGGGGUCGACUCGAUCGGACCGCGAGCCCGCCAUGGCACUGCAGUAGUCGGUUUCGACAUUUACAUCAUCGGUGGUUACGACGGCGAGGAAGAACUACGCUCAUGUCACUGCUUCAACGCUGUUAUGAAGACAUGGCGCGAGGUGGCACCUAUGAAUGUCUGCAGAUGCAGUUUAAUGGUGGCAGUUCUGCGAGGUGCGGUGUACGCCAUGGGCGGUGGCAUUGAAAUUGAGGAACUCAGAACGGCGGAAAAAUAUGACCGCAAGGCGAAUCAGUGGUCUUUGAUCGCUCCUAUGAACUUAAACCGACGGGAUGCAAGUGCGGCUGUCCUGAAUGACAAAAUAUACGUCGCUGGUGGAAAUUAUAUAUGUGGAUAUUUCAACUUGGUGGAAGUUUAUGACCCGGACACCAACCAGUGGACUUUCGUUGCAUCAAUGAUUUCUGAACGUACCGGUCUGUCUUGCGUCGCGUUCCACGGCUGUCUGUACGCCCUAGGUGAGAACUCUGGACAUUCUGAGUGAUGCUCCUGUAUCAUUCUUACAGAACUUGCUAUUGUGAAAUGUUUUCCUGGUUUUCUUUGAGUGCUUGAGAUUUUAUGAACAGCAAUUUUCUCCUGUCAUUACAGAGUUAAUUUGUCAGUAAUUUUAACCCCGAUUCGUGGUUUCGAUUACAUUCUCCAAAAAGAACACUAACUGACUAACAACGCAUAAUCUCUUGUGGUAUCUCAAAUAACGUAUACCCUAUUUUUCCCACAGACCCACUUUCACAGGUAAAUAUUUUGUACUUGUAGCAAGGGAAUUUCAGUUUGCCGUGCUGUUAUCCCCAAAAAGCCGGUGGU
This is a messenger RNA of Zootermopsis nevadensis, 2331 nucleotides long. NCBI's taxonomy places the organism in Eukaryota, Metazoa, Arthropoda, Insecta, Blattodea, Termopsidae. The record is from RefSeq and is a predicted model, not a curated record.